GGCGCGCACGCGGAGGCGCCGGAGGACCUGCGGGCGCACUUCAGGUGCACGGAGCUCUGCGCGGCGCUCGACGCCUCGGACCGCGCCAGAGUGGAGGCGAUGUUCGCGCAGGUGGGCUGCCCGGACUCGGGCCACGUCGUGUGCUCCUCCUCCGUGGAGCAGCUGUGCGCCGGCGCCUGCGGCGGGGGGAAGCAGGACAUGGCGGCGUGGCUCCCGCGCACCUUCGGCGGGCAGGCCACGCCUGGCUCCGCCGAGUCCGGGCGGCGCAUGCCCCGGGCGCUGGAGGAGGCGCUGGCCGCCCACCAGCGCUGCGCCGCCGCAUGCAGCGCAGAGGGCGUGGCGGUGGACGCCGGUUCGGCGGGCGCGGCGGCUACGGCGCUGGAG
Molecule: messenger RNA, 384 nt
Organism: Prorocentrum cordatum
Lineage: Eukaryota; Dinophyceae; Prorocentrales; Prorocentraceae
Source: the annotation of a GenBank genome assembly